AUGAAUCCAACCGAGGCAGGCCUUUUGCUCGGAGCAGAUCAUGCCGCCAACGAAUCCCUUUUAUGGGGAACGUAUCGUCCAAAUCUUUAUUUUGGAACUCGCCCACGUGUAGAUAAAUCUCUCAUGACAAGCCUUAUGUGGUUUGAUGCUACGCAAUUCCAAGGAUUCCAACGUAAGCUACGCGUACACGCCUGCGAUCAGGGUGAUAAAAUCAACGGUUAUGGUUAUAAUAAGCACGACGGAAGAAAUUACGCCAAACAAACCAUUAAUGAUGGACCGAGUAAUAUUGCUAUUACAACAGAAUUCAUUAAAAUCCCGGGUGGACAGCACGGCGGCGAUUGGGGUGUAAGAGUUCGAGGAAAACCCAUGGAUGAUGAUGUCGAAACUAUUACCAGUGUAAUGUUUUCACUGGCAUUAGAAGGUGAAGGUAGCAUGGACAUUGUUAGUAAGCUUUCUCCCGAGGGUUUGGUGUCUCCUGUCAGGCUUGAAGGCGAUACUCCUGAAUUAGGAGAUUUCGAGAUUCAUAUUGUUGAUGGACCCUCAAAUGAGCAUCCUCAAGGUUUGGAUCAAGACCUCUCAUUAACACAAUGGUGGGGACGCGAACUUCCGGAAGGAGUAGCUUGGAGGGAGAAAGAGAUUGUUAUGGAAAAUCUUUUGAUGUCUGCACGCCAGAAAGUUUCUCAGGGAGACCAACACGAUGCAUUUGAAAGACCAUAUGCAUAUUUUACAUUACUAAACACCCUUACUGAAGAAAACGAAGAAGUAUCAAACUUUUAUACGUUUCAGAAAGUCUUUUCUGGUGAAUUCCAAUUUGACGUCCUCUUCAGAUCACAAAGCUCUCCAAACAAAAUAACCGGAGAUUCACUUGAAACUGAAUUGGCUCAGCGAGAAAAGACAUUCGAUGCUCGCUUCCAAGAAAAAUUCCGCUUACAUGAGAAAGGAUUUUCAGAUGAGCAUGUUGGAUUUGCACAGUACCUUCUCAGCAAUAUGCUAGGAGGAAUUGGCUAUUUCCAUGGCUCGUCCGUCGUUGACAGAUCUCACCACCCCCUAGAAGAUGAAGAGAACUUUUCUGACGUACCUAUCAAAGCUGAGCUCACAGAGCCUCGUAGUCUCUUUACUGCCACGCCUAGUAGACCAUUCUUUCCCCGUGGAUUCUACUGGGAUGAAGGGUUUCAUGAGCUCUUGAUUGGAAAAUGGGACAAUGAUCUCAGUCUUGAUAUCAUCAAGAAUUGGGUGUCAUUGAUUGAUGAGAACGGCUGGGUUGCCCGUGAGCAAAUUCUCGGUGAAGAAGCAAGAAGCAAAGUUCCUACUGAAUUCCAGACACAGUUUCCUCACUAUGCAAACCCGCCUACUUUAUACCUUGCCAUAAAACGCUAUCUCGAUAGAUUAACAGAGUACAGACAAGAGAAUCCCAUUAACCAACAUACAUUCAUGGCAACCUUUGACAAUCCUGUGCUGCUCCAAUCCCUUCAUUUGGAGUCCCCAGAGAUGUCCAAAGCGUGGCUCAGAGCAGUCUACCCAAAGUUGAGGCUAAACUGGCAAUGGUUCCGUACCACACAAAGUGCUGAUCUCAGUCGCUUCAACCGCAAGGCAGAAAGCAAAGAAGCCUAUCGAUGGAGAGGACGUACUCCAAACCACACAUUAACGUCAGGUUUGGAUGACUAUCCUAGAGGAGAGCCUCCGAAUGUAGGAGAGCUUCAUGUUGAUCUUCUUUCGUGGAUGAGCUUUGCCACGCGUCUUCUCAAGGAUAUAUCGAGUCAAUUAGGCCCCGAGUUUUCCACGGACGUACAGGAAUAUAGUUUAAUCGAGAAAGAAAUGCUCCAGAAUCUCGAAUUAUUGCAUUGGAACGAGGAAAAUCAGGCUUUCUGUGACCAGACAGUUGAGAAUGGUGAGCCUAUCCAUGUCUGCCACAAGGGAUAUAUUUCGAUUUUCCCUGUAAUUCUUGGACUCUUGGAGCCAGAUUCUCCCAAAGUCAAGGCUAUUUUUGACCUUAUUGAAGAUGAGAAUGAGCUCUGGUCUCCUUAUGGCCUUAGAUCUUUGUCGGCAUCUGACAAGUUCUACAAUACCGGGGAAGAUUACUGGCGUGGUCCGAUUUGGAUAAACAUCAAUUAUCUAACUUUGCAAUCUCUUUACAACAACUAUAUGCGAGUGCCUGGACCUUAUCAAGGACAGGCGGAACGAAUUUACAAUAGCCUUAGACAUAAUAUUAUCAGUGCUGUAUUUAAGGAUUAUCAAAAAACAGGAUAUGUUUGGGAACAAUAUUCAGACAAGACAGGAGAGGGUAAACGUAGCCAUCCUUUCACUGGCUGGACAAGUCUUGUGUUACUUAUUAUGGCAGAAGAAUACUAGUCAAAAAUGUAUUUUUUUUUAUAUUUCUUAUGUACUUUCAAUUACAUAUAUAUAGUG
Messenger RNA from Phycomyces blakesleeanus NRRL 1555(-), 2406 nucleotides. RefSeq names its product mannosyl-oligosaccharide glucosidase CWH41/GLS1. Gene Ontology annotation, cellular component: endoplasmic reticulum membrane. Bases 1 to 2349 code for a protein of 782 amino acids. Gene Ontology annotation, biological process: oligosaccharide metabolic process; protein N-linked glycosylation. NCBI's taxonomy places the organism in Eukaryota, Fungi, Mucoromycota, Mucoromycetes, Mucorales, Phycomycetaceae. Gene Ontology annotation, molecular function: Glc3Man9GlcNAc2 oligosaccharide glucosidase activity. The transcript has 16 exons. The record is from RefSeq and is a predicted model, not a curated record.